Molecule: messenger RNA, 1966 nt
Organism: Ictalurus furcatus (blue catfish)
Lineage: Eukaryota; Metazoa; Chordata; Actinopteri; Siluriformes; Ictaluridae
Gene: rassf1
Product: Ras association domain family member 1
Exons: 7
Coding region: 632-1744 (370 amino acids)
Biological process (GO): Ras protein signal transduction
Cellular component (GO): nucleus; microtubule cytoskeleton
Source: RefSeq, a predicted model, not a curated record
AUGCUAAUAAAAAUAAUAAUAAUUCUGAGGUUGUUUGUGCUAAGUUUGUGGUUUUUAUGGAAAAAGAUUACUCCCUUCCCCAAAUAAUAUGAAGCCUUAUACAGUAAAACAUCUGAUAGCCUAUUAAACUAAAUUAGAUUUAUAACUUUCAAACCCAGACCCCAGACACCUCUCUCUCUCUCUCUCUCUCUCUCUCUCUCUCUGUAAUAAAGGACGUGAGACAGAAAGCAGGACAGAGACUCUGUGAUCGGGGAUUUGCGCUAAUCCGUGCUACGGUGCGCAUGCGCAGCGCGGCUCAUGGCGCAGAGACAGAGACACACACUCUCACACACUCGGCACUGAAUAAUGUGUCAGAGUGUUAAUGUAGAGCAGGACGAGGACAGUGAACGUGGUGCUCAGUGCGCGGAUCUGGGCUUGAAACCGUUACACGUGCUAUAGCACUUCACUUUCGGCGUUGCCAUGGCGACGACCUAAUUGGGAGGAGGAGGGAGGUGAAGGGAUUUACCGAGUUUGCUUUCUGGGUGCGCGGUUUGGGACGCGGCCGGGCUGAGACUCGGGACGUGUCGGGCUUCAAUCCGCAGAAACACACGGGACCCCUGGGAUUGUACACUAAACGGACAAAAGCGCACCAAUGAGCAUGUCCCACUGGGAGCUGAUUGAGCUGCAGGACCUCUCCCUCAGAGACAGGAUCGAGUUAGCGACCGCUGCCGGACCCGUGGGCCCCCAGAAACCCCCGGAGCAGCCGAGCACACAUGACACGGUGCGUCUGGUCGGAGACACGGUGCGUCUGGUCGGAGACACGGUGCGUUUCGACGUUUCGUUCUGGGAGACGUUCAGACAGGGGAAAGGUCACGAUUUCCAGGCCUGCGGUCACACACACCUCGCCUGGUGCGACCUGUGUGGAGAGUUCAUCUGGGGUGUUUACAAACAGAGCCUGCGCUGUGUCCACUGCAGGUACACAUGUCACUCCCGCUGUCGGCCCCUGAUACAGCUGAACUGUGAAGCCGUGCUCGGACCCUCGGACUGCAGCGAGGACAUCGAGACAGACACAGACGUGGACACUGUGGUGGACUGGAGGAAAGAGCAGCAGCUCUCCGUCACUGAACUCCAACACAAAGUAAAAGAAUACAACGCUCAGAUCAACAGCAACCUCUACAUGAGUCUGAACCGGGACGGCUCAUACACUGGUUUCAUCAAGGUCCAGUUCCAGCUGGCUCGGCCCAUCUCUCUUCCUCCCACUCUCAUUCCUCCCUCUUCCUCAUCCUCCUCUUCCUCUUCUUGCUCCUCCUUUUCCUCCCUGCCCUCCUCACAUGGCCUCUGCACGUCGUUCUACCUGCCCCGAGACAUGGCCAAGCAGCUGCACGUCAGCUCACGCACCCGGGUCCGAGAGGUAAUCCAGGCUCUGCUCAACAAGUUCACAGUGGUGGACAAUCCGGCCAAAUUCGCUCUGUUCGAACGCAGCGAGAGGAACGGCCAGGUGUACGUCAGGAAGUUGUGUGAUGAUGAGCGUCCGCUCUUCCUGCGUCUCUGUGCAGGCCCCAGCGAGAACACGCUUAGCUUCAUACUCAGAGAGAACGAGACAGGAGAGGUGAACUGGGACGCGUUCAGUCUCCCCGAGCUCGGCAACUUCCUGCGGAUCCUGCAGAGGGAGGAGGAGGAGCACGUCCGGCAGAUCGUACAGCGCUACUCACUGGCACGGGACAAACUGAAGGAGGCGCUGAGGAGCUUCAGCACGCCGGGAUGAGAGGAGUGUGACGGAGAGGAGCCGGACGCUACACACUCUGCUGAGAACACACACACUGUUGAAAACACACACACACACACUGCUGAAAACACACACACUGCUGAAACCAUCUGAACCAUCGCAGUGAGAAAACAAAGAGCUGCUGCAGGACGAGCUCAGGGUCUCUCUCUCUCUCUCACACACACACACACACACACACACACACACACACAGAGCACUGAG